GACAUGAUCCCCUUCCGAGUGUGACUCAUCCUCACUCCCUUGACUCCUCCUCUCUUUAUAUGCAUCCCUUUUUUUUUCCUCUUUACGCAAAUUCUACUCUUCAAACACAAAGUUCCUCAAACACCAUAAUAUGGGAGAGAAAAAUGAGGCCGAUUCAGGAGCAAAGCAAAACGACGCACCCGCCCCUGUCGUUUUCAAACUCGACAUGCAUUGCGAGGGAUGCGUCAAAAAGAUCAAGCGCGCCGUUCGCCAUAUCCACGUUUUCUAUUCGGUGUCGGAUGCAGGUGUGGAAGACGUGAAAGCCGAUUUGUCCGGUAACAAACUAACGGUUAUCGGAAAAAUAGACCCUGCCGAGGUGCGAGAUAAACUAGCGGAUAAAACUAAGAAGAAGGUUGAACUCGUUUCGCCUCAGCCGAAAAAAGACGACGACGCCGGUGCACCGCCGGCGAAGAAGCCGGAGGAGAAAAAACCGGAAGAUAAGAAGUCCGAAGAAAAAUCUCCGAAAGAGAGCACGGUGGUGUUGAAGAUCAGAUUGCACUGUGACGGUUGCAUUCAAAAAAUUCGAAAGAUUAUCUUGAGGAACAAAGGAGUUGAAUCAGUGAACGUUGAGGGAGAGAAGGAUUUGGUGACCGUAAAGGGGACGAUGGACGUGAAGGAAAUGGUACCGUAUUUGAACGAUAAGCUGAAGCGAAACGUUGAGGUGGUCCCAGCCAAGAAAGAGAAAGAGAAAGAGAAAGAGGAGAAGAAGAAUGAGAAGAAGGAAGGUGGUGGUGAUAAGAAAAAGGAAGAGAGUGAAGGUGCAGCGAAGGUGGAGGUUAACAAAAUGGAGCACUACGGAUACGCGUACCCUCCACCCCCUAUGUAUUGGUACGAUGGAUACGCACCUGGUGAAAGCAGCAGUAGCAGAAGCUACGCCGUAGAGGUUCAGCCAGGGUAUGAUGGUAGUAAUAAUCAUAAUUAUUACGGGAAUUACCAGCAUGGGUACACGAACCAAGGGUACAUGGCACCACCACCCCCGUUUUACUUGAACCCUCACCAUCCUCCCCCACAAAUGUUCAGCGAUGAGAAUCCCAAUGCGUGUUCGCUCAUGUGACCCAAUAUUUUAUAUUUUUUACUAAUUGUUUUCUUGUAUAGACAUGCUCGCUGUAAAUAACAAUUUUAUUAUAUAUAAAUUCUAAAUAUAUAUUUCUGUAUAA
Messenger RNA from Cajanus cajan (pigeon pea), 1196 nucleotides. RefSeq names its product heavy metal-associated isoprenylated plant protein 3. The record is from RefSeq and is a predicted model, not a curated record. NCBI's taxonomy places the organism in Eukaryota, Viridiplantae, Streptophyta, Magnoliopsida, Fabales, Fabaceae. Gene Ontology annotation, molecular function: metal ion binding.